CCAAAAUCAAUUUCAAAGGGAAUCAGAACGGUAUUCCUUUUAGCGUUAAUCCCAAGUGCUUAAAACCUAAAACCCUACUCAGUUCUCAGUACAGACUGCUAGUGUAGUAAUUUUGCAAGAUUCAGAUACCCAUCUGUGCAGCCACCCAGUUUAGAGCAAAAUAAUUUUAAUUCCAAAUCCCAAAUUUCAAGUACAGAUAUCAAUUCCAUUUCAGAAAAUGUAUUGCUGUGUUCCUCACUACGUUUCCAUGAAAUUUCCAGAACUUAGCACGUCUAAGAUUUUUAGCUCAUUUAGUUUGACUAAGAGGGAUUUUAAAGUAUUUGCGGUUGCAUCUAGCAUGGAUGAGACAGCCAAUUAUAUCCCUGCAGCUCCCAUUUUUAUCCCAGAAGGGCCAUGGAAUCAGAUUCCAGGGGGAGUCACUGCUGCAAAGGGAUUCAAAGCUGCAGGCAUCUAUGGUGGAUUACGUGCCCAAGGAAACAAACCUGAUCUUGCACUGGUCACUUGCGAUGUUGAUGCCGCAGCUGCAGGGGCAUUCACUACAAACAUGGUUGCUGCUGCACCUGUCUUAUACUGUAAAAAUGCGUUAGACAUUUCUAAAACGGCACGAGCAGUGUUAAUAAAUGCUGGUCAAGCAAAUGCUGCAACAGGUGAUGCAGGUUACCAAGAUGUUCUAGAAUGUGCUGACGCCCUUGCUAAGGUACUUAAUUUGAAGCAAGAGGAAGUGUUGAUUGAAUCUACUGGUGUAAUUGGUCACAGAAUAAAAAAGGAAGCACUUCUAAAUGCGCUUCCUGAAUUAGUGAAUUCUCUCACAUCAUCUCUUGAAGGGGCAGGUUCUGCAGCAGUGGCAAUUACAACUACUGACCUUGUGAGCAAGAGUGUGGCAAUUGAGUCCCAAGUUGGAGACAUGAGUGUAAGAGUUGGGGGAAUGGCCAAAGGUUCUGGGAUGAUCCAUCCAAACAUGGCCACCAUGUUGGGUGUAAUAACUACUGACGCGCUUGUCGAAGCUGAUGUUUGGAGAAAGAUGGUGCUAAUUGCUGUUAACCGGAGUUUCAACCAAAUAACAGUGGAUGGAGAUACUAGUACAAAUGACACAGUAAUUGCUUUGGCUAGUGGGUUAUCUGGAUCAACCUCAAUAUCAUCUAUCGAAUGCAGUGAGGCAAGACAACUUCAAGCAUGCCUUGAUGCAGUAAUGCAAGCUCUUGCAAAAUCAGUAGCUUGGGAUGGAGAAGGAGCUACAUGCCUAAUUGAGGUUACAGUAACUGGGGCAGAAAGCGAGGUGAAAGCUGCGAAGAUUGCACGCUCUGUGGCAUCUUCUUCACUUGUCAAGGCUGCAGUAUAUGGAAGAGAUCCAAAUUGGGGACGCAUUGCUGCCGCCGCCGGCUAUGCAGGGAUUCCUUUCCACCAGAACAACCUCCGGGUUAUGCUUGGGGAUAUUUUGCUGAUGGAUAAUGGACAGCCGCUUGCAUUUGAUAGGGCUGCUGCUAGUAACUAUCUCAGGAAGGCUGGUGAAACCCAUGGAACAGUUGGAAUUUACAUUUCUGUUGGUGAUGGAUCAGGACAUGGACAGGCAUGGGGCUGCGACUUGAGUUAUGAUUAUGUUAAAAUAAAUGCAGAGUACACAACUUAGACAAUUUUGUAUUUUACCUAAUCAGAGUUUCAGAGAAUUGGACUUUUGAACUUGUAUCCCCAAAACGGAUAGCAUUUCCAAUAAAGAUUAAAUAACAUUCUAAAGUAUUGAAGGGUUCGUAUUUCUCA
Molecule: messenger RNA, 1755 nt
Organism: Jatropha curcas
Lineage: Eukaryota; Viridiplantae; Streptophyta; Magnoliopsida; Malpighiales; Euphorbiaceae
Product: arginine biosynthesis protein ArgJ family
Biological process (GO): L-arginine biosynthetic process; L-ornithine biosynthetic process
Molecular function (GO): L-glutamate N-acetyltransferase activity, acting on acetyl-L-ornithine as donor; L-glutamate N-acetyltransferase activity, acting on acetyl-CoA as donor
Source: RefSeq, a predicted model, not a curated record